Medicago truncatula (barrel medic) is the source of this 978-nucleotide messenger RNA. Its product is annotated as dehydration-responsive element-binding protein 2D. The transcript has a single exon. The coding region runs from base 103 to 786 and encodes 227 amino acids. Gene Ontology annotation, cellular component: nucleus. The record is from RefSeq and is a predicted model, not a curated record. Gene Ontology annotation, molecular function: DNA-binding transcription factor activity; transcription cis-regulatory region binding. NCBI's taxonomy places the organism in Eukaryota, Viridiplantae, Streptophyta, Magnoliopsida, Fabales, Fabaceae. Gene Ontology annotation, biological process: response to stress; positive regulation of DNA-templated transcription.
ACAUCUAUCACCUCAAUUGUUUUCUCUCAUAACACUUUUGUUAUAUUUCAAUCCUCCAUAACCCACAAUCUUCUCAUAACUCUUCUACUCGAUAUCAUAAUUAUGAAAUCGGGAAUGGAAGUUGAGGAGAGAAAAAAGUUGAAGAAACCCCAACAGGCCAUUUCCAGAAAAGGUUGCAUGAAAGGUAAGGGAGGACCUGAAAAUCCGAGUUGCCCUUACAAGGGUGUGAGACAGAGAACUUGGGGUAAAUGGGUUGCUGAAAUCCGUGAACCCAAUCGUGGUUCUCGCCUUUGGCUUGGGACAUUUGAGACAUCCCUUGAAGCUGCUUUGGCUUAUGAUGCUGCCGCACUUAAGCUUUAUGGAUCAAGGGCCAAGCUCAAUCUACCUGAAAUCUCUACAUCUGUUAAAUCUGAGGGUCAACAAUCUUCCCCUGACACUCAAAUUGUUCAAAUGGAAGACCCAUACCAUCCUCAAGGUAAUCACAACACAGGUAAUAACACAUGUUUAGGUUUCAAUACCAACCCAUACCCAACAGUGUCAAUGGCUUAUCAACCAUUAAACAACAACAACAACAACUCCACUCUUUCUUUUCCAUUCGAUACCAACUCUAAUCCAAUUGAUCAAACUUAUAAGGAUUUCUUUCCACCUUUAGAUGAUUCCAUAUGGCCAGAAGAUGCCAUGUCAAUAGAUUUUCCAAUUAAUUAUGCAAGUUCGAGAAUGAUCACAGAGGAAAAUUUGGCAGACGGAAGUGUUUGGGAUUCGUUGCAGACACCAUGGUGCAUGUAAGUUGAUCUUCUCCUUAGAUGAAGAGGAAAGUAACAACCAACAUCAUCAUCAUCGUCUUUUUUUUCAAUUCACAUGUCACCUGAAUUGCUAUCCUCUAUACACAUACACAAGUGCGUGUUUGUGCGUAGUGGUCAUUUAGGCCUUUAGAUGGCAAUCUUCUUUUAUUGAAUAUAUCUAAUUAUUAUUAUUAUA